GACCACGCAUGCAUAUUUUUUUCGUAAUGUAGAUUCUUCGCUCCCAAGAGUUGGUUUCACAAGGUUAACUCAUUUCCUUCCUUUUAUUUUCUCUCAUCUGUUGUCGCUUGAUUGCAUUCUUUUCUUCGAAAGCUGGAAGGUUUGCGUUAGAAACAACCAGUAUCUCUUUCGCCCUCCCCACCUUUUUUUUUCGUGUCUUUCGUUUGCGCGCUCUGUAGUUCUUGUCUUGAGCUACAGGUACCACGUCAUUCGGGCAAGCCUUGUUCCGCACCAGGGUACUCGAUCCUAGCAAGAGCGCAGGUCGCUAUCCCAUAAACCGAAAGAUGGCGGUUGUUGACGCCGCCGCCCGCAAAAGGGUCCUCAGGGUGAUAUUCAUCUCCCUGCUGCUGGAUCUGAUAUCAUUCACCUUUAUCCUUCCACUGUUCCCGAAGCUGCUCGAGUUCUACCGAAAUAGCGAGGCGCCCACUGGCUUGCUAGACAAGCGGCCCCGUACCCUACUGUCGAACGUCUUGGACUACCUCAACGCCUACAAAGCCGCCUUUGCGCGCCCCAUCGACUCCCGAUAUGACAUUGUACUGCUUGGUGGAGCUCUGGGGAGCUUGUUCUCCCUGCUCCAAGCUAUCGCAUCCCCUAUUAUCGGUCAACUCUCGGACCGCUACGGCCGCCGAACCGCACUUCUCUCCAGUAUGAUGGGCAACAUUCUUUCCGUGCUGCUCUGGGUCAUGGCAGUCGACUUCCGCACCUUUGUCCUGUCGCGAGUCGUCGGCGGUCUGUCAGAAGGCAACGUGCAGCUCGCGACCGCCAUCGCUACCGACAUCUCCGACGAGAGCAGCCGAGGCUCUACGAUGGCCCUCAUCGGGGCCUGCUUCUCCAUCGCUUUUACGUUCGGCCCCGCGCUCGGCGCAUACCUCAGCUCCAUCCCCUUGGUGGCAGCGAACCCGUUUGCGACCGCUGCUGGCUUCUCGCUCUUCCUGAUUGUGGCCGAGACGAUAUACCUGUAUGCUGCGCUUCCCGAGACUCUGCCGGCUCUCACCGAGACCAAGAAGAGUGCGAGCGCCAAGGGUAACGACACUACCACCAAGCCCAAGAGCGCCGUCAGGACCAACUCGCACUUUAUGCUGAACGCCACGCACCUCUUCUUCCUGCUAUUCUUCUCGGGCAUGGAGUUCUCGCUGCCCUUCAUGACGUACGAUCUCUUCGGCUACACCUCGGCUAAGAACGGGCGCCUGCUCGGCUACAUCGGCCUGGUGGCCUCGAUACUGCAGGGCGGUGUCACGCGGCGCCUGCCGCCCCUCAUGACUGUCCGCGUCGGCGUCGUGGCCUGCCUGCUGGCCUUUGGAAUCCUCAGCCGCGCGUCGUCCGUGGCGGCGCUCUACGUUGCCGCAACAUGCCUGGCCACGACCUCAGCGACCGUCGUGACGGGCCUCAACACGCUCAGCAGCCUCGAGGCCGGCGAGGCGGAGCGCGGCGGCAAGCUGGGCAACCUGCGCAGCUGGGGCCAGCUCGGCAGGGGGUUGGGGCCUGUUCUCUUCACGAGCAUCUACUGGUGGGCCGGGCGUGAGACGGCCUACACGAUCGGUGCGCUGGGCAUCGCGGGCGUCAGCGCUGGUGUCUUUAUGGGGCUCAAGUCGCCCCCUGGGUUUGGGAAGGCUGGUGCUAGCCAGGCGCAGAACGGCGCCGGGGAGAAGAAGGACUUGUAAUAUUUGCUUGGUGUAAACGGUAUAUACGACUGAAUGGUGGUGUGACAUGGGUAACUAGAGGCCUUUUUUAUUCAAAUUCUAUUUAUUGACUUGCCACAAGAACA
Messenger RNA from Pyricularia oryzae 70-15, 1804 nucleotides. RefSeq lists its product as uncharacterized. Gene Ontology annotation, molecular function: transmembrane transporter activity. Gene Ontology annotation, cellular component: brush border membrane. The transcript is spliced from 3 exons. Gene Ontology annotation, biological process: transmembrane transport. Lineage: Eukaryota; Fungi; Ascomycota; Sordariomycetes; Magnaporthales; Pyriculariaceae. The record is from RefSeq and is a predicted model, not a curated record. The coding region runs from base 324 to 1700 and encodes 458 amino acids.